Ilex paraguariensis (yerba mate) is the source of this 354-nucleotide messenger RNA. Lineage: Eukaryota; Viridiplantae; Streptophyta; Magnoliopsida; Aquifoliales; Aquifoliaceae. The record is from the annotation of a GenBank genome assembly.
AUGGAUGGUAUGGGACUGAUGAUGUCUCAGACUGGUUCUGCUUCUUCUAUCAUCAAUUCUACGAACUUACACAAUUCGAAAUGGCGCUGCAGCUACCUAUCACCCAACCCAAAAUCUAAACUAACUCUACAUCACCUACUCAAUCCAUACUUUAUGACACUACGCCUGUUGUACAGGGAUUCAGGAUUUCCUUGUUCAUUACAUAGUUUGAACAAGUACAUCCAUUUGCCUCACUUGGCCUUACAUGUAAAUGCUGCAGGCUACAGCAGCAGACUUCUAGCCAAUUGCAUUCCACUUCAAAAUGCUCAACACAUUGGACAAACACCAAUAUUUAUGUGCAAUCAUUCAAUAUGA